This is a messenger RNA of Magallana angulata, 693 nucleotides long. RefSeq lists its product as uncharacterized. The transcript has a single exon. NCBI's taxonomy places the organism in Eukaryota, Metazoa, Mollusca, Bivalvia, Ostreida, Ostreidae. The record is from RefSeq and is a predicted model, not a curated record. The coding region runs from base 1 to 693 and encodes 230 amino acids.
AUGGCACUAUACAACCUCAACGGGGAACUAGUGAAUUCAAUCAAAAACAGGUCAGGGAACGUUCCACAGUACACAGCAUUGACAAUGAGUGGGUAUCUAGUUUACGCUGAUUACUUUGAUAGCGCUGUGAACAUAGUGAAGGAUACAUAUAUACAGAGAGUGAUCAGACUACAGGGGUGGAGACCACGUGGUGUCUGUAUUACCUCCACUAUUGACCUUCUUGUUGUCAUGGACAGUGAUGAUAAUAAGCAAACAAAAGUUGUGCGUAACCCCGGCUCCACAGAGAAUCAAAGUAUCCAGUUCGAUGACAAAGGACAACCUAUAUAUACACCUGAAGGCACUUUAUACAUCAGUGAGAACAUGAACCUAGAUAUUUGUGUGUCAGACUAUAUUGCCCCUGCAGUAGUGGUGGUAAGUCAGGCCGGAAAAUUACGAUUUACUUACACUGGUCCUUUCUCUACAAAGGAAUCAUUUAGACCACGUGGUGUCACUACAGACAGCCAGAGUCGAAUCCUGUUUUCCGACUGUUACAAACUCUGUAUACACAUCCUGGAUCAGGACGGACAGUUCCUUCGCUACAUUGACAAUAUUCAUUUUCAGUGGCAAUGUGGUUUAUAUGUGGUCACAAGAGACAACCUCUUUGUGUGUGACUGGGAAAUGGGUAAAGUGAAGAUAAUACAUAAUCAAAUGUAA